Messenger RNA from Schizosaccharomyces japonicus yFS275, 4182 nucleotides. RefSeq names its product par A family ATPase/WD repeat iron cluster assembly fusion protein. The record is from RefSeq and is a predicted model, not a curated record. The coding region runs from base 253 to 2091 and encodes 612 amino acids. Gene Ontology annotation, cellular component: cytoplasm; cytosolic [4Fe-4S] assembly targeting complex; nucleus. The transcript has 2 exons. NCBI's taxonomy places the organism in Eukaryota, Fungi, Ascomycota, Schizosaccharomycetes, Schizosaccharomycetales, Schizosaccharomycetaceae. Gene Ontology annotation, biological process: iron-sulfur cluster assembly. Gene Ontology annotation, molecular function: iron-sulfur cluster binding; ATP binding; ATP-dependent FeS chaperone activity.
GUGAACUGGUCGAGUAAAAGGUUUGAAGGAGGAAUCGGGGCGAUUUCCUGUUUGUUUUCGAGAACUGUUUUGUUUUUUUCCUCGUUCAAAUUAAGGUUAUCUAAGUUCGCCUAUCGAUCUAGCGGGUUUCGCGUAUCUUGCUAUCUAAAGGCUUAAAUUUUGAUUGAACAACAGAAACUUCAUUUGCUGAGGUAAGCAAAUGUUGAAAAGUUGCCCUUCACCAACUAAUUCCACCGUUGUUAGCAUUAUUCAAUGGAGAAUGUUAAGCAUAUCAUUUUGGUUCUCUCAGGGAAAGGCGGUGUAGGAAAAUCGUCAGUAACGACGCAAUUAGCGUUGUCCUUGCAUGAAACGCCUUUCUAUUCCCGAAAACUACGUAUUGGAGUGUUAGACAUUGAUUUAACGGGACCUAGCAUUCCAAGAAUGUUUGGAAUGGAUGCGGAAACCCAUCGUAUUCAUCAGUCAAGCUCGGGAUGGGUUCCUGUGUACACAGACGAAACAAAGGAGAUUGGACUCAUGUCGUUAGCAUUUCUGUUGAGUUCAAAAAACGAUAGCGUCGUUUGGAGAGGUCCUAAGAAGGCCGCCAUGAUUCGUCAGUUUGUAUCCGACGUCAAUUGGGGAGACAUUGACUACUUGCUGAUUGAUACGCCUCCAGGAACGAGUGAUGAACACUUGACCAUUGUAGAAUCGUUACUUUCUGUAACGUCUGAGCGUCCACAACUUAUUGAUGGUGCUGUUAUGGUCACGACUCCACAAAACGUUGCUACUUUAGACGUGAAGAAGGAAAUCAAUUUCUGUCAGAAUCUUAAAAUCCCCAUCUUGGGUGUUGUGGAAAACAUGAGCGGUUUUGUCUGUCCACAUUGUUCGGACUGUACGAACAUCUUUUCCAAGGGUGGAGGAGAACAGCUCUCCAAUACAUAUCACCUUCCUUUCCUUGGAGCUGUUCCCAUUGACCCGAAGUUUGGCGAGCUCAUUGAGUCGCAGUCCACUGAACAUCCACUCAUUGAACAUUACAAGCAACUAGAAGUCGCCAAGCUUUUUCAAAAAAUUACACAAAAUAUGCUCGAUAGCCUCUUCCACAGUCCUUCGCUAGUGCUGGAUAAGGUACUUAGCGGUCAUCGAGGCAGAAUCUGGAGCGUUGCCGUUCAUCCCACUUUACCACUUGUAGCUACUGCCUCGGAAGACAAGUCGGUCCGUGUGUUUCAAGCUCAGACGGGUGAAUUAAUACACGUUAUUGACGGUUACCAUACCCGCAGUGUCCGGCGAGUUGCUUGGCGACCCAUUGACCGUCCUGUUUUAGCCAUUGCGUCUUUUGAUGCAACCGUCAGCAUAUACGAAAAGAUUGACGAUGACUGGGAAUGCGUUGCUGCUUUAGAAGGCCAUGAAAAUGAAGUCAAGUGUGUUGCAUGGUCACACGAUGGUGUGUAUCUUGCAACGUGUUCCCGUGAUAAGUCCGUUUGGAUUUGGGAAGCUAUGGAGGACGAUGAAUUUGAUUGUCUUGCUGUUUUACAGGAGCAUACGCAAGAUGUUAAGGUUGUCGCAUGGCAUCCUAAGGACGACUUGCUGGUCAGUGGCAGUUACGACAACACAAUCCGUUUCUGGAGAGACGAUGGUGAUGACUGGGUACAAACAUGCGAGUUGACGAGUCACACGAGUACCGUUUGGGCACUCAACUUUUCUCCUGACGGCCGGCUGCUUGCUUCGGGAGAUGGAGAGGGCGAAGUCUUUAUUUGGGAAAAGUUGGUGAGUAACGAAGAUGCCGCGCGGACACCGUCGACAAACAUCUUAAGACCUUCGUUAGAAGAAGAGUGGUGCCUAAAGGCUGUGCUGCCUCGCACAUUUACAGAGCCUGUGUACACACUUGGUUGGAAGGAUGAUCACACUCUAUGUGCUUCAGGUGCUGAAGGGACAAUUGGUUUGUUUGCUUAUGAAGACGAUGUCUCUACUUGGCACACUGUUUCUCUUAAAGAAAAGGCUCAUGAUGUGUAUGAAAUUAAUACCAUCGCAUGGACAAACGAUUCGCGGUUGCUGUCUGGAGGCGACGACGGCCUCUGCAAUGUUUGGAAAUUGUCAGAAGCAGAUCAGACCGCAUAAACUGUUUCCAAACGACCCUUCAACAAUGUUUCCCCCCUCCUCCUGCCUCCAUUUUUGUAUGUUUCUCGUUGACAUCCCAGCCGUCCAACCCUCCUCCCCAGUCACACACUCACAACGCUCAUCUCGCGGAAUUAAAACUCACCUUACCAACUUUUUGAGUACAAAAAAAUACAUUCUCAAAAUACUUAAACGAACGUUGUUCUCUAGAGAAAGAUAAUCGUCAAAAGAAGUGUAACAACACGGAAGCAAACAGGCUUCCGCGAACUCCAAAAAAUAUAGUUGUACAAGUCUUUUCUAUACUCCCCAAGCCAAACCAAAAAGUAACAGGUGGAUGAGUCGUGUAGAAAGACAAAAAGAUAGGAGACGAGAGGUGGCGUGAACAAAAGGACACACGCCAUAUAAGGAACUAAACAAGGCAAAAUAGAACGUGCCAUGUGUUCAUAUACAGUAAUAUACAAGGACGAUGUAAAUGUAGUCGCAAACAACAGACCGAAAACUUGUUGUUAAGUUUUUUUGUAAAAAUCAUCAAGACAAAACGGAGAAAAGGUAGGAAGGAGGUAAAGGGGAACAACAGACAAAGGCGAAGCUCAACAGAUAACAAAAUUCUAAUUACUGUCGCUCUCGCUUCGGUGAUGCUCUUCGAGAAUAGCACCAGCGCCUCUUUUUAAGAGUGCUGUAGCAACAUUCAUGCCUAGCUGCUCUGCGUCUUUUUCCGAAGACACUUCCAUGAAUUCCGACGCGUAAGCACUGCGAGUGCCAUCUGAAGACACCACCAUGCCCUGCAAAACAACGCUGUACUUGUCCUUUGACAAAGGAAGACAUUGCGUUUCCACACCAAUGGGUAUAGCACAACCGCCCUGCAGACGCUUCAUCAGAGCACGUUCAGCCAAACAGGAAUACGUAGUCUCCAUGUCCUGGAGAGGCUUCAAUAACUCAAUGAUUUCUGUGUCAUCAGCGCGGACUUCUACGGCUAGAGCGCCCUGGCCGACGGCAUAAAAAACAAAAGGCGCUUGCAGCAUUUGCGUUAUACGAUCCUUCAAGUUCAAUCGAAUUAGACCGGCAGCAGCGAGAAUGAGACAGUCAAAGGGCGAGUCAGGGGCAUCCAGCUUCGCCAAACGGGUACCGACAUUUCCACGAAUGUCCCUAAACUUCAAGUGCGGAAAGUGGCGCUGAAGCAUAGCCCGUCGACGAAUACUGCUGGUACCCACGACACUGUUGGGAGGCAGUUCAGAGACACUUUUGUAAGGGGAACCAGCACGCAUAACAACAGCAUCCAGGGGACAACUACGUCGGGUGAUGCACGCGAUCGUCAUACCCUCUGGAAGAUCGGUGGGCAAGUCCUUCAAACUGUGCACGAGCAUGCGGCAUUCACCAUGCAUUAGCAGGACCUCGAGUUCACGUGUCCACAACGACUUCGCCAUUUGUGUCUUGAACUCGAACAGAGCCUUAUUAAUAAUCUCAUCGCCGACAGUAUCACGGGAAAGGAUGGGGAAGUUAUAUUCGGGAUACAGUUCCUUCAGCUGCUUCAACACGAGGUUCGUUUGAAUGAGAGCAAGUUUCGACUUGCGAGACCCAAGCGGAAAUGUUGCAUUAAUUCCAAUUAUAGAGGGCAUAUCCGCUGCACAAGGAAACGAAGAGAGGAAGAAUUAUAGUACAAGGGGGGUCACUCGUAGCAGCACCUCCGGAGAAGAAAAAUUCCCCAACGAAAAGAAAUGAAGUGGAAUGAAAUGUAGUUAGUGGGAGGUAAGGAGGAGGAACUCUCUCACCUGACGCGAAUUUGCGUAUUUUUUGAUAUAAACAAGAAGAAAAAAUGCCAAGGAAGCAAACGAAUCCUGUCAAUGACACGAACACGAUCCAAAUUACAGUCUAAUUGCGAUUUUUUUUCGCGAAGCUUAUUUAUCAACAGUAAUCGGCCUUUAGACCUAGAGUCAGGAAAAUGACAGCUGCAAACCGGGACAGCGCCGUGGCCAGAAAAUGUGCCGAACUAGUUAGAAACAAAAACUUUUAAGCGAUUAAGACGAAACUCCAGCCAAAAACAUGAGUCCAAGCCUGUUUCCGAUAAAAGAAUGAGCGGAAUUCGAUGAAAAAACC